CAGGCGCCUUGCGAGCUGGGAGCAAUUUAAAACGCUUAGGAUUCCCCGGGCCUGGGUGGGGAGAGAGAGCUGGCUGCCCCCAGAACCCCCACCCUCGGCUCCCCAUGAGCCGAUCGUUGGCCCCAUGGAGCCGGGCAAUUAUGCCACCUUGGACGGGGCCAAGGAUAUCGAGGGUUUGCUGGGAGCCGGAGGGGGACGGAAUCUAGCCGCCCACUCCCCACUGGCUAGCCAUCCCGCGGCGCCAACGCUGAUGCCGACUGUCAACUACAACCCCCUGGAUCUGCCAGGCUCUGCGGAGCCACCAAAGCAGUGCCACCCUUGUCCUGGGGUGCCCCAGGGGGCAUCUCCGGCCCCCGUGCCUUAUGGCUACUUCGGAGGCGGGUAUUACUCAUGCCGAGUGUCUAGGAGCUCUCUAAAGUCCUGUGCCCAGACGGCCACCCUGGCUACCUACCCUUCGGAAACUCCCGCUCCUGGGGAGGAGUACCCUAGCCGGCCCACCGAGUUUGCCUUUUAUCCGGGCUACCCGGGACCUUACCAGCCCAUGGCCAGUUACCUGGAUGUGUCUGUGGUGCAGACCCUGGGAGCCCCGGGGGAGCCGCGCCACGACUCCCUGCUUCCUGUGGACAGUUACCAGCCUUGGGCCCUGGCCGGUGGCUGGAACAGCCAGAUGUGUUGCCAAGGUGAACAGAACCCACCCGGACCUUUCUGGAAAGCGGCGUUUGCAGAGCCCAGCACCCAGCACCCACCAGACGGCUGUGCCUUCCGCCGCGGCCGCAAAAAACGCAUUCCCUAUAGCAAGGGGCAGUUGAGGGAGCUGGAACGGGAGUACGCAGCCAACAAGUUCAUCACCAAGGACAAGAGGCGCAAGAUCUCGGCAGCCACCAGCCUCUCUGAACGCCAGAUUACCAUCUGGUUUCAGAACCGCCGGGUCAAGGAGAAAAAGGUUCUUGCCAAGGUCAAGACCAGCGCUACCCCGUGAGCGCCAGAGGGGAUGGGCAGGGGAAGAGGGCUUGUCCGGGAGAAUUGGGAGCCUGUCAGGGCCGGGACUGGCAGAGGACUUGGCCGUGGGACCCCCAAGAGAUGGGUGACGCCUUUAUCAGGCUACUAAGUUCCGGGGGGAAUCCUGCAUGUGCCAGGAACGUGAGGCCUGAAAUCACAGUCCCCUCCACGGGGUUCCGGACAGUCUGUAUCAGUCAUAAUCAUUCAUCCUAACAGUGGUGAUAAUCUCAUAACCAGUACUAGCUGCAAUGAUAAGUAGUCUCAUAUUUUCUAUCUAGAGCUCUGUAGAGUGCUUAGAAACCGCCUCCAUGAGUUGAGCUGAUUGUGAAUAAAUUUGGAAGAAGAUCUUUUUGUAGGACACUUUCCUCUCA
Meriones unguiculatus (Mongolian gerbil) is the source of this 1370-nucleotide messenger RNA. It is a transcript of the gene Hoxb13, whose product is annotated as homeobox B13. Bases 125 to 979 code for a protein of 284 amino acids. Lineage: Eukaryota; Metazoa; Chordata; Mammalia; Rodentia; Muridae. The transcript is spliced from 2 exons. Gene Ontology annotation, biological process: regulation of transcription by RNA polymerase II. The record is from RefSeq and is a predicted model, not a curated record. Gene Ontology annotation, molecular function: DNA-binding transcription factor activity, RNA polymerase II-specific; RNA polymerase II cis-regulatory region sequence-specific DNA binding.